AUGAGUACGUGUAAAAAGGCCAGGGCGGAAGCUACAUCUGUUGUAAGUUCAGACAGACUGAGCAGUCUGCCUCCAGAGAUAAAGGGCGACAUCCUCUCCCGUUUGAAUGCCGAAGAAGCAGUUAGGACUAGCACCUUAUCAAGUACUUGGAAGGAUGCAUGGACUGAAAUGCCAGUAAUAUCUCUAUCUGAUGGAAAUCUUACAAGAACCAAGUUCGUUACGUUAGUGGAUAUGGUGCUAUUACUCCACAAGGGACCAAUAGAGGAGUUUGAAAUUUCAGGUAGCAAAAAUUACCAUGAUGAGUUCGGUAGGUGGAUGAUCAUGCUGUCAAGGAGAUCACCAAAAUCAGUUACAAUCAAGUUGAACUCAGGGCCAAAGUAUAAGAUUCCCUCCUGCCUCUUUUCUAUCGGUGAUCUGGAGUCUCUGGACCUAAAAAACUGCAUCAUCAGCUUGCCCCGGGCAUUCCAAGGUUUCAAGAGCCUAAGUGACCUCAGCAUGAAAAUCUUCUCCUCCACAGACAAGGAUAUCCAAAAUCUGAUCUCGUUCUGCCCCGUACUGACUUAUUUGAGAUUAAAGUCUUUUGAGGGCAUCAACUGUCUAAACAUUCAAGCUCCUAAACUGGAAUAUCUUAAAGUUGUUGGGGGCUUUGAAGACAUUAAUUUGGAUGCCCCUAAUCUAGAAUGGGCCUUUCUAUCUCUUGAUCCCAAAGCUAAAGCAUAUCAAUCUGUUCCAAUUGCGCAUGACAAGGAAAGCCAUGUCAAGAAGUCAUUGGGAAGCCUAAGUGAGAUCAAAACACUUGGAAUUUCUGGCAGUUUCAUGAAGUAUCUAUCAAAAGGGUGCAUACUUACAACAUUCCCCUCUAUGUUUACUUGCCUGGAGAAUAUUUUUCUAAUGAUAUGCUUUUGGGACCAGAGGCAAGUCUUCACCACUUGUUCAUUGUUAGAGAAGGCCCCUAACUUAAUGAAGCUUGAGAUGUGGAGUUACCCUUUUGAGCACAUGGGAACAGGAUCAGGCGAGCAUUCUUGA
Molecule: messenger RNA, 1026 nt
Organism: Triticum turgidum subsp. durum (durum wheat)
Lineage: Eukaryota; Viridiplantae; Streptophyta; Magnoliopsida; Poales; Poaceae
Source: the annotation of a GenBank genome assembly